Vigna unguiculata (cowpea) is the source of this 2692-nucleotide messenger RNA. RefSeq names its product mitochondrial editing factor 19 (gene MEF19). Gene Ontology annotation, cellular component: intracellular membrane-bounded organelle. The record is from RefSeq and is a predicted model, not a curated record. Gene Ontology annotation, molecular function: protein binding; RNA binding. Lineage: Eukaryota; Viridiplantae; Streptophyta; Magnoliopsida; Fabales; Fabaceae. Gene Ontology annotation, biological process: RNA modification.
AAAAGGUGAAAUCUUUUGGAUUUUUUUCAUCCUAAGCAAGAACACAAGAACAAAUUUGGACCCGUACGUGUCAUUGAUAUUUGACCCAGAAUCCUAUGGAAGUAGUUUUCGUAUCCAUACGUGUUAUUGGGGCUGAAAAAAUGGAUCUUGUGUGAGCUACAUCAAAAUAGUACAACGAAAAUGUUCUUAAGACAAACACUUGGAGAUGAUAAACCAAAAUUCGAUUCUCUCUCUGUUAGCAAAAUGCAGAAGUAUGAGUGAAUUGAAAAAACUGCAUGGGUUAAUAGUCACAACCCCAACUAUUAACUGCAUAGUCCCCUUGAGCAAGCUUAUUGACUUCUGUGUAGAUUCAGAGUUUGGGGACAUCAAUUAUGCAAACUUGGUAUUUCGCCAAAUUGAUACCCCAAGCGUUUACAUUUGGAACUCCAUGAUACGAGGUUUUGUUAACUGUCACAAUCCAAGAAUGUCUAUGCUUGUAUAUAGACAAAUGAUAGAAGAUGGAUAUUCCCCCAAUUCCUUUACUUUCCCAUUUGCACUCAAAGCAUGUUGUUUAAUUGCCGAUCAAGAUUGUGGAAAAUGCAUUCAUAGUUGCAUAGUGAAAUCCGGGUUUGAAGCUGAUGCCUAUGUUGCUACUGGAUUACUCCAAAUGUAUGCGUCAUGUGCAGAUAUGAAGUCAGGACUGAAAGUGUUUGGUAAUAUUCCCAAGUCGAAUGUGGUUGCUUGGACUUGUUUGAUUGCUGGGUUUGUGAACAAUAACCAACCAAAUGAAGCUUUGAAGGUGUUUGAAGACAUGAGCCAUUGGGGUGUCGAGCCUAAUGAAAUAACUAUGGUGAAUGCUUUGGUUGCCUCUGCUCUUAGCAGAGACGUUGACAGUGGACGCCGGAUCCACCAGCGCAUUCGUAAGGCUGGUUAUGAUCCCUUUGUUCCCACACCUGAUAGUAAUACCAUUCUUGCAACUGCAAUUCUUGAUAUGUAUGCUAAAUGUGGUUGCUUGAAGAUAGCAAGAGACCUGUUCGACAAAAUGCCCAAGAGAAACACUGUAGCUUGGAACAGUAUAAUUAAUGCCUACAAUCAGUAUGAGAGGCAUCAGGAGGCGCUAGAUCUCUUUUUUGAUAUGUGGACUUGUGGGAUUCAUCCUGAUAAGGCUACCUUUCUGAGUGUUUUGAGUGUUUGUGGCCAUCUCUGUGCUCUGGCAUUCGGACAAGCUGUUCACGCUUAUCUAUUAAAAACUAACAUUAUUGCAACAGACAUUGCCCUUGAUACUGCUCUUCUUGACAUGUAUGCCAAGACUGGUGAGUUGGGAGGUGCACAGAAGAUUUUCAGCAGUUUGCAGCAAAAGGAUGUGGUGAUCUGGACUAGCAUGAUCAAUGGUUUAGCCAUGCAUGGUCGUGGAAAUGAAGCAUUGAGAAUGUUUCAAAUAAUGCAAAAGGAUAGUUCUAUAGUCCCUGAUCACAUCACCUACCUAGGAGUUUUAUUCGCAUGUAGUCAUGUUGGACUCGUUGAAGAGGCUCAAAAACAUUUUAGACAAAUGACAGAAGUGUACGGUAUAGUGCCAGAAAGAGAGCAUUAUGUUUGCAUGGUUGAUCUUUUGAGUCGGGCUGGUCGUUUGAUAGAAGCAGAAAGAUUAGUGGGGACAAUGUCCGUAAAACCAAAUACUGCCAUAUGGGGUGCUCUUUUAAAUGGCUGCCAGAUUCAUGAAAACUUGUGUGUUGCUAAUCAAGUGAAACCACGACUAACAGAGCGGGAACCUGGUCAAAGUGGGGUUCAUGUUCUUCUAUCUAAUAUAUAUGCAACGGCUGGCAUGUGGGAAGAGGUAAAUGUGACUAGAAAAGUUAUGAAGCGUAGAAGGAUCACAAAGACAAUUGGUCACAGUUCGCUUGAAAUUAUAUAAGUUUGUAUAAUUUGAUACAAGUGUAUGAAGUGUAUCAAACAGAUGUGAUUCAGAAUCCAGAGUGCUAAAAUUUUGUACAGUAACUCCCUUUUUUGUGCUGUCACUCUAUGUCAUAUGCUGCCACACAUGAUAGAGAUUUCUUUGUCACAUAUAACUUCUUUCCGUCUUGUUUCAGUUAGUUAGUUGAUUUGUUUUCUGUUUAUAGACUGUUUCCUUGAAUCCCUUUAUCUUCAAGCACUCACAAACUUUUGUGUUACUAUGUUUUUGUUUUUCAUAAUGAGAAAUUCUCUCUCCAACAAUUAAAUGGUAUCAAUUUAACACCUUUCGUCUUUGUCUUCUCUUUGCCUUUUUGUCCUCUUCUAUGUGUUUCUCAAUGGUGAACCUAGCGCUCUUUCUUAUCACCUCAUGAAUCCUGUGAAUCCCCUUUUUCUUCAUCCAAGGGGAAAUCUCGCUCUUGUUCUAGUGUCCCCUUUCCUUUCUGAUAAUAAUUACUAGCAAUGGAAAUACGAUAUGCUUGUUGCACUCGAAACCAAGAACAAAGACAAAGUCGUUCUUGGCAUUUUUUCUUGUCCACCUUCCCAUAGUCCUCUACAUGAAGCUGGGAAACGAUGCAACAGGAUGGUCAUAUAUCGGCUUACAAGAUCAAUGACACCUACUAUCAAACAAUCGGUUAUGUGGAUGGACUCUCGUUCCGAAAUUUGGAAUAAUAUUCAUCAAAGUUUCUCUCAUGGUGAUAAGUUUAUUAUCUACAAGAAGAACUUCAAAACUGUUGGCAAGGUGAUUACACAGUUUCUUUAUACU